Molecule: messenger RNA, 1821 nt
Organism: Microthlaspi erraticum
Lineage: Eukaryota; Viridiplantae; Streptophyta; Magnoliopsida; Brassicales; Brassicaceae
Source: the annotation of a GenBank genome assembly
AUGUUGAGAGGUGAAGGAAGCCAAGCGGCUGUAGCAAGAAAGCAAAAGGCAGAGAAAGCAAGGAGAAUGAGAGAAAGGAUGUCCAUAGAUGAAGAUUUGGAGUAUGUUAGAUCGAGGGAAGAGAGGAAUCAGCAGAUGAAAGAAUCUGAGGCAGGGGAUCAUGUCUCCUCUGAAGAGCAGUCUGAAAAGGGGAGUUAUGGCUCUCCAAUUCAAGGAGGAAGUGAUGAGAAUGAGAGUGAAGAGGAAGGAGAGGAGGUGAACCGAUUGGUUGAUGAGAGUGAUCAAAAGGGUAACCAAGAUGAGCCCAUGGAGGAGGCUGAGCAACAAGAGGAGGAAGAAGAACUCCCUAUGUACCAAGAGCAUUAUGAUGCUCUCUUCUCCAUGGACUUUGUGGAGACCAAGUACCCACAUGAUGACACAAUGAGGGCUCUUGGGAUCUUUGAUGAUGUGGAGCUGGUCCUCAAGAACAUGCGCUUGGCCAAGUUCUUCUCUUACCGCUUGGAGUCAUACAAGGAGCUUACUUGUGAGUUCUUGGCAUCAAUGAGGUUCCACGAGUAUGAGCAGCUCGAUCGAGCUGAGUUGGAUCAAGGUUGGGGAUGGAUCACGUUCUUGGCAAGGGGAGAAAGGAAGGCAAUUACCUUCAGGCAAUUGGAGAUCCUGUUCGGUUUCACUUAUGGAGAGGGAACCCAUUGGGAUAUCAAGGAGGAUGAGCUACAAAGGGUUUGGGCUACAAUCGCUGAUGGAGUAUACUCUUCCUCACGGUCUAAGGCAGCUCAAAUCAGGAGCCCAGUGCUGAGAUAUGUGCACAAGGCUCUCGCCAACACCUUCUUUGCAAGGAAAGCGACUGGGACAAUAAAUGAAGGAGAGGUGAAGCUCCUUGACAUGGGAAUCAAGCCCAUCAUCUCACGCACCAAGGAUGGGAAGAAAAUCAGGGGAGAUAGAAUCCAUGCAGGGAAUCUCAUGCCUCUCAUUGACCAGCUACUCUCCUACAAGACACCGCCUAUAGCACUCGAUUUCAAACGGGAAGGAAGCUUAGUGUUGGAGGAGUCAUCACGCCUAUCCUCUGUGCAGCUGGAGUCCAUUUGGACAAGAGAAGGUCUACUCCAGCAGGAUGGAUGGAUAUUAAGUUUUGCAAGACCAACCUCUUCAUUGAACACAAGGAGUUGGAUGGGAGGCUCCAAGGAUGAACCCCUCUGUUGUGGCUGCCCACAAGAGGAUUGGACUUCUCCAAAGGUUCAACAAGUGGCAAGGGAAAGCCAUGGAAAAGAUGCAAAAGUCCAUGGACAAGAUGGUGAGCAAGAUCAAAAGCUUGGAGAAGAAAGUUUCUGGUUCUUCAAGCAAGAAGAAGAAUACCCAUGGCCCCACUUUCCUAGGAGUAGAUCUCUCCUCACCACUCAAAGGAGGCUCUCCACCAAGAACCUCACAGAGCCUCUUCAUUUGAGCCAAGGGAAGGGGAAGACAACUCACAGAGAAGGAGGAAGAGCUCUAAGGUCAGACGCUCCAACUCGACCACCGGACUUGAUCGAGUCCAAACAGAGGAAACUCAACUCGAUCGAGCUGAGGGUCGAGUUGACCUGGAGGAGCCCCUGUUUGAGAACCCCGGAUUCGAGUACGACCCCACGCCCUACCAAGACUUCUCCCAGACCAACUGGACCCCCUACAACCGUUUCGAGCAAGCGCAGCUCCCAAGGCCAAGGAAGCCACACCCACUUUGAAGAUGAAGAAGAAGAAGAGGAGGAGCCGCAAGCUCGACCGAGUGAGGCGACCCAGUCGAGUGGAGUGCUCCUGAUGGCCGUCUACCAUCUCCAGACCACGACCUAG